CAGACCAGGGUGUUCUCCCGCCAAGACAAGCGCAUUUCCCAGCGUUUUGGUUUGGGCAUUAGGCUGAAUGCCUGGAUCUGCGGCCAUGGGCUAUCCUGAGAUGUGUCUUGUUUGGUGAAGGGGCGUCUUCUUCCGCCUCACCGUUAAAACGUAAACCGUGUCAUUUUGUUGCAAUUUUUGUGAAGAAGCCAGCAGCACGCCCCCAUCAUCUACAUAAGCCCUUGGAACCCUGGGAGAUAGCGCGCCGCCAAUAUGGGAUUCCGACUCUACGGAACGCUGUUGAUAGUGCUGGUUGCUAUCGUGUCCCAGGUGGUACACGGCACUGAAGUCUGUCCAUGGAGUCCAUUGCAGCAGAAGUCGGAGCCCACAUGUGGCAUUGGCAUCUCACCCCCGAGCAAGGACACCGAAUGGGAGGGUCCUCACAAUUGCAUCGGGAAGCACUGCAUCUUCUCGAACCGCCAGUUCCGAGGAGGGAUAGUGCUUGCCACGACGGCGGAAAAUGCCGCCAUAGUGAAGCGAAUGGUGAAGGAAUAUACUCCGAAGGCCGAGGAUGACACCAAGAGUCCUUCUUACUACGAGGCCGACAUCCCGGGAAAGGGGCUGGGUCUCAUAGCCAACAGGACGAUACGGAUGGGAGAGCACAUCAUGAGUAACACGCCAGCCGCGAUGAUGCAACUCAGAUUGCACAAUACCAUGCCAGACAAAUACCAAGUCGGCAUGUACAACAUGGCCGUGCAGAAACUUCCCGCGCCGACCCGGAGGGCGUUCCGGAGCCUGGUUGGGGACACCAUCGUGGAUAUCUUGAACAAGAAUUGCUUCCGGAUGGAUAUCGACGGUGACAAGGAAGAGGCCCACCACCUAGGCUGCUUCCUAGACGUAGCCCGGUUCAACCACGACUGCAGGCCAAACAUCCAAUACCACAUCCGCAACCUAACCAUCACCACCAUCGCAGUCCGUGACAUCGCCCCAGGCGAAGAGCUCUCAGUAAGCUACAUCGACGCAGCCAUGCCUCGCGCCGAGCGCCAAGAGCGCCUCCAAUGGUGGGGCUUCACCUGCGCCUGCUCGCACUGCCUCAUGCCGGCCACCGAGGUGUCCGUCUCGGACGCGCGUAUCACCCAGAUCGUCACCCUGCGCGACGAGCUCGACGACCCGCAGAGCACAGCCGUGACGGCCGAGACGGGCCGCGAGCUCGUGGCCCUGUACGAGGCCGAGCGCCUCGACAUGUACCUCGGCGGGGCGCGCACGCGCGCCGCCCUGAACCUGGCCCUGUUUGGCGACGUCGAGGGCGCGCGGGAGAUGGCCGCGAGGGCGGUGGAGGCGCUGGAGAGGGAGGGAGGGACGGGGCGCGCGGAUUGGUUGUCUAUGAGGCAGCUGGCUGAGGACCCGGAGAAGCAUUGGACUUGGGGCCAGAGGAGGGGUGGGGGAAAGGGGCGAGGCCCGAAGCCUAAGUAG
This is a messenger RNA of Phialemonium atrogriseum, 1452 nucleotides long. Its product is annotated as SET domain-containing protein. The transcript has 2 exons. Gene Ontology annotation, molecular function: protein binding. NCBI's taxonomy places the organism in Eukaryota, Fungi, Ascomycota, Sordariomycetes, Cephalothecales, Cephalothecaceae. The record is from RefSeq and is a predicted model, not a curated record. The coding region runs from base 253 to 1452 and encodes 399 amino acids.